AUGUGUGGUUAUGACGCUGUGCAGCAGGAGGAACUAUUGAAGGAUAGGAUAAUCGCUGGCAUUAACGACCAUCAGAUGAGAAGAGAACUACUCAAAUCCGGAGACCUUUCAGUGGCCGAAAUGGUGAAGAAGAGUAACGAACAUCAUCAAAUCGAGGAGCUCGCCCGUAAGAUCGAACUAAUGUCAACUAGUAAGGAAAAUCCGGGAACCACCUUCAAAGUGACGGCGACAAAAGUCAACGACAGACCAUGUCAGUACUGUGGCGGAAAACAUAUACGUGACAAAAACAAAUGCCCUGCAUUCGGAAAAAAGUGUCUCGGUUGCGGGAAGUCAAAUCAUUUCAAGAGAAUGUGUCGCUCAAAGAAUGAUAAGCGAAAGCCUUCGCGACGAAACGUGCGCAAAAUGGAGGACAGUUCAGCAUCUUCAGGAGAAUCAGAGACCGAAGAGGACUGUGAGUUCGUUGAUAUAGCCAAGCUGGACAGGGGAGGCUCGAGUAAUACCGGUAAAAUAAUGGUACAGUUGAAAGUGUUAGAUGUAAAUCGACAGGUGAAGUCAAUGGAUAUUCAGGUAGACACCGGCGCAAGAGUGAACGUUCUCUGCUGUAAGGAUCUGAAGAAGUUUUGCCCGUCAAGUCAGAUGCAAGGGUGGCCACAAAUCAAGGAAGAGCUGGAUGAUGACCUGCUACGGUAUUAUGCACUACAGAACGAGUUGACAAUUCAGAGAGGAGUUGUAUUCAAAGGUGACAGGAUAGUCGUACCAAGAAGUAUUCGUAGUAAAUUGAUGGAAAAGAUACAUUCAGCACAUUUGGGUGUAGAUUACACAUUGCGAGCAGCCAGAGAGGCACUAUUUUGGCCGGGAAUGACUGACCAAAUCACAAACUAUGUGCGAAAUUGUGAAAUAUGCAUGGAGUUUAGUGCGAGUCAAACAAGAACACCCAUGACCACUCAUGAAAUUCCGGAAUAUCCCUUUCAAAGGGCUAAUAUCGAUUUGGCAGAGGUUCAACAUCAAGGACGGAAAUGUGCGCUGAUGGUAUUGGCGGAUAGCUUUUCGGACUUUAUAGAAGUAGAUUUCCUCAAUGACAUGAAAGCAAAAUCUAUCGUUGAAAGAUGCAAACAACACUUUUCACGACAUGGUGCUCCGGAGAUUGUAGUGACCGAUAAUGGUCCACAGUUUGACAACGAAGUUUGGACUGAUUUCGCGAAGAGAUGGGGAUUCAAACACGUGACUUCGGCACCUUACCACGCACAUGGAAAUGGGAAGUCAGAGUCGGCCGUAAAAACAAUAAAGCAGUUGUAUAAGAAAUGCAUGAAUGAUGGAACUGAAUUCUGGAAAGCCUUGCUACAACAUCGGAAUACACCAAACUCAGUUGGCACAAGUCCUAAUCAACGACUAUUCUCAAGGAAUACACGAAACGAGAUUCCAAUGAUAACAAAUAAGCUUCAACCGCCGGGGGCUUCGCAAAUAACAACGUAUUGCACAAAAGAGGAGAGUGACGAAAGCCAGUUAUGA
Topomyia yanbarensis is the source of this 1509-nucleotide messenger RNA. RefSeq lists its product as uncharacterized. The record is from RefSeq and is a predicted model, not a curated record. Gene Ontology annotation, biological process: DNA integration. NCBI's taxonomy places the organism in Eukaryota, Metazoa, Arthropoda, Insecta, Diptera, Culicidae. The coding region runs from base 1 to 1509 and encodes 502 amino acids. Gene Ontology annotation, molecular function: nucleic acid binding. The transcript is spliced from 2 exons.